This is a messenger RNA of Aspergillus thermomutatus, 1683 nucleotides long. Its product is annotated as transcription factor domain-containing protein. Lineage: Eukaryota; Fungi; Ascomycota; Eurotiomycetes; Eurotiales; Aspergillaceae. The transcript is spliced from 4 exons. Gene Ontology annotation, molecular function: zinc ion binding; DNA-binding transcription factor activity, RNA polymerase II-specific; DNA binding. Gene Ontology annotation, biological process: DNA-templated transcription; regulation of DNA-templated transcription. The coding region runs from base 1 to 1683 and encodes 560 amino acids. The record is from RefSeq and is a predicted model, not a curated record.
AUGCCAGCAGUCAUCAGAGCAUGCAUCAUCUGCCACAAGAGAAAGGUCAGAUGCGAUCUGGAGAAACAGCAGCCAUGUAGCAACUGCAUCAAAGCAAAGGCCGAGUGCCUCCCAUUUACCCGCAAACGCAAAAGAAUCACCAACAGCAUCUCCCCCUCCCGGGAGGACCCCCGCACCGCAUACAGUCCAGCCGCUGCCAUCGCCAAUGAAAACAGCUACAGCGGCCGCAGCGAGUAUCUCAGCGGGAGUGUCCCCUUCGACGAGACCUUGGUGCAGUCCGGCCAGGAUGCCCUCGACACCGACAACCACGAGGACUUGCAGCUCUUCCAGCACCAGCGGGUUUUUGAUCUCCCGCCCAAGCCCGUCCAGGCCCAUCUCAUCGACUGCUUUAUGCGGUACUGUGCGCCGUGGACGCCGAUUAUCGAGCCUGAAUGGUUGGCCGCGGAGGCUCCCUCGCCGCUGUUGUUGCAGGCCGUCCUGCUGGCGGGGAGUCGUGUGUCCGCGCCCUCGGAGGAGGUUUCGAGUAAGGACUUCUACCGCAAGGCCAAGUUGCUCUACUUCUUCGGGAGUGGCAACAACUCGCUGAUCUCGAUCGUGUCGGCCUGUUUGCUACACUGGUACAAUCCCGUCGGACCAGAGAAGGUCUCCACUGAUACGAGUGGGUUCUGGAUCCGCACGGCCGGCGCCAUGGCCUUUCAGAUCGGCUUGCACAAAGAGCCUGCCGCGGAUGCAAAGGACCGGGGGCUACGGAGGAGGCUAUGGUGGGCUUUAGUGGUCCGCGACAAUAUCAUCUCCGCCGGCACCGGACGACCCCGGACUAUCAACCUCAGCGACAGCGACGUCCUCCCGCCGAGCCUGGACGACUUCGACGUCCAAGACGACAAGUCUCGGCUCUUCCUCGCCUACACGACCAUCUGUCUGCUGCUAGGCGACACCGUCGAAGGCUGUCUCCGCAAGACCAUGUCCCUGCACCGCCGCAACCAGCUCGAAAACGCCCUCUACCGCUGGAUCAACCAGUCCCUCCCUUCCCUCCGCUCCGCAGCACCGCCCGACACGGUCUCCUCCACCCACGACUUCGAGGUCCACCAGCUGCUGGUCGUUUACCUAGCCAUCCUGAUCAUCCUGCACCGCUCGCCCACCCCCAACAGCGUCCCGUCGGCUGCUUCCCUGGUCGCGUCAUCCUGCAUAGCCGGCAUCUUCGAGGACUUCCACCGAAAGGACCAGCUGCAGUAUCUCGGGCCGAUCUUCGCGUUAUACGGGCUCAGCGCCGGGCUGUCGCUGCUCUCGGCGUGUCGGUACGAGCCGCUCAAGGCAACGGCCGAGUAUGAGCUGUCCACUAUCAAGCUGUGUCUGCAGACGCUGUCGAAGCGCUGGCGCUCCGCUGUGGGACCGAUUCGGGCGCUGGACAGGUUGACGGCGCAGGUGCGGCGGCAGCCCUUGUUCGAGGGGGCUGUGCCGAGUCUAAGGCUAGAGCUGGUGGAUUUCUUCAAUGGGAUCGAUCGGCGGUUCUGUCGGCAGUGGGGGGUUAUUCAGGGGGAGAGGGCUGAUGUUUCCCGGGGGAUCGCGAGUCUGGAGACGGAAAAGCGCGAUGUGAUGCCGUUCGAUGGGUACAUGGAUAUCCUGGACCAGAACUGGGAGGGGUCGGGGUUUGACUGGAGCGGGUCGUGGCUGUUGGAUAUUUGA